AUGAUUCGGCGGUUAUGGUGUGUUCAGAGUCAGAGUGCGUCGUUCUCUUCCACUUCCACCACCAACAACAACAAGAAGAAGCCCGUUGUUCUCUUGGGAGCACCUCACGUCUCCACUAUUGUCCUUGACGCACUUCUCACUGCUUCUGCUUCUCCACAUUCUUCCUUCGAGGUUGCGGCUAUUGUGACUCAGCCAGCCGCUAGAAGAGACCGAGGGAAAAAGCUUACGCUCUCUCCCUUGGCUAAUUAUGCUCUUGACAGAGGCUUCUCUCAGAAUCUUAUUUUCACUCCUCAACGUGCCGGCGACGAUACCUUCUUGUCCGAUUUAAAAGCUUUGCAGCCACAGCUAUGCAUUACGGCAGCCUAUGGAAAUAUAUUACCUACCAAAUUUCUAGAUAUCCCUCUUUUUGGAACAGUUAACAUUCACCCUAGUCUUCUGCCAAUGUAUCGUGGUGCUGCUCCUGUUCAAAGAGCAUUGCAGGAUGGUGUUAAAGAAACUGGAGUGUCGUUAGCGUUCACUGUUCGUGCACUUGAUGCUGGACCUAUCAUUGCUACUGAAACAGUUCAAGUUGAUCAUCAUAUAAAGGCACCUGAUUUACUUGAACUCCUGUUUCAUAAAGGGUCUAAACUUCUGAUUCGGGAACUUCCGUCUAUAUUUGAUGGGUCAGCAAGAGUGAAGGCACAGCCCCAAGACGAUUCUAGACUACAUUGGCACCAAAGAUAG
Messenger RNA from Vicia faba (fava bean), 723 nucleotides. NCBI's taxonomy places the organism in Eukaryota, Viridiplantae, Streptophyta, Magnoliopsida, Fabales, Fabaceae. The record is from the annotation of a GenBank genome assembly.